Messenger RNA from Nerophis lumbriciformis (worm pipefish), 3102 nucleotides. The record is from RefSeq and is a predicted model, not a curated record. Lineage: Eukaryota; Metazoa; Chordata; Actinopteri; Syngnathiformes; Syngnathidae.
AUGCACAGCAGGGACUGUGUUAAAGUGGCCGUCAGAGUCCGCCCGUUCAACAAGAGGGAGCGUGACGCGGGCAGCCGCUGCAUCAUCGCCAUGGCGGCGAGCUCUAUCAGCAUCCAGGACCCACGUGACCCUCAGUGCCGCCGAUCCUUCUGUUUCGACUAUGCAUAUUGGUCCCACAGUGGUUACGUCAUCGAUGACCGCACAGGCCUCUACCUGCCUGAGGAGGCAGGGGGGCGCUAUGCAGACCAGGAAUGUGUGUUCCAGGACCUUGGAGAAGGAAUUUUGGAAAAUGCACUUCAGGGAUACAACUCUACUCUUCUGGCCUAUGGACAGACAGGCUCUGGGAAGAGUUACUCCAUGGUGGGCUACAAGCCCAAUAAAGGUCUGGUUCCCAAACUUUGUGAGCGACUCUUUGAGGCCAGUAAAGAAAACCAGGAUACCAGACAAUGCCAGGGAAGUAUAUGUAUAUGUGUCUUCUUCAGUAUGUUGGAAAUCUACAAUGAGCAGGUGGUAGACCUGCUGUCUCGUGGUUCUCGUCCUCCUGGGGGCCUCCGUGUCCGAGAGGAGCAGCACAGGGGCUUUUAUGUGGAGGGUCUGCGUACAGUUCCAUGUGACAGUGCAGCACAGAUUGAGCAGCUGAUGGAGCAGGGAACCAGAACCAGAACUACAGCUGCUACACUCAUGAAUGCUAACAGUAGCCGCUCACACAUGCUUAUUGUACUGCAGCUCAAACAGAUCUUGUCUAAAGAGAGCGUCACUAAACAAUCCAACAUCAACCUGGUGGAUCUGGCAGGAAGUGAGCGUCAGAGGUCAGCAUCAUCCGAGGCGGACCGUCUCAAGGAGGGCACGGCCAUCAACCUCAGCCUCACCACUCUGGGCAACGUCAUCAGCGCUCUUGCUGACAUGGCAGUGGGAAGGAAGGUGGUGCAUGUUCCAUACAGAGAUUCAGUUCUUACUAAACUACUGCAGUCGGCUUUGGGAGGAAACAGCCGUACUGUUAUGAUUGCCACACUAAGCCCUGCUGACAUCUGCUAUGAAGAAUCUCUGUCUACACUGCGUUAUGCAGAGAGGGCAAAGCACAUCCAGAACCGUCCUGUAGUGAACGAGAGCCCAACUGAGCGUCUGGUCAAAGAACUCAAGGCGGAGAAUGCCAGACUCAUGCAACGACUGAGUCGGCUGGGCCAGGAUGGACGCAGUGCCAAUGAUGAAACCAAGGAGAUCCGUCAGCUACUGACACACAAUGAGCUUCAGAUCAGAACCAUUCACACUUUGUGGGAGCAACAUCUGCAGGAGGCGCUUAAGGACUGGGAGCAACAGUAUGCCAACAUCACACAGGAGAGGAGAAUGAUGCAGAUGCACCCUUACAUCUUGAACAUCAAUGAAGAUGCUCAACUGUCUGGUGUCGUCAAGCUUUUCAUCCCGGAAGGUGAAUGGGACAUUGGCAUCAACGAAGGCACUUCUAGAUCCAUCUCCAUCAAGGGUUUAGGGAUUCAGCAGCGCCACGCUGUUUUGAAGAACGAACAGAGACAUGUAACGCUAACCCCUCUAAAGGGGUCUAAGGUGACCAUCAAUGGAAGAGUUGUUUCUCAGACCACUGAGCUGCAACACCUGGACCGAGUCAUUCUCGGUUCCAACUGCACUUACCUUUAUAUCGGCUUCCCAUCUGAGAGGGGUGCUAAUGACUGGAGUCGCUACGACUAUGACUACUUCCUGUCUGAGCUGGCUGAAGCUGAGGGUAUUCACCUGGGUGAAAACAGCACUGAUUCCUGUCAGACGGAUCCAAGUCUGCUGGCCGUCUUUUACGAUUACAUCAGAUUGAUGCCCUUGGUGGCUGAAGCCAACCAGAUGAGUCAAGAACUAAAUAAGGGUGUAGAAUUUAAACUCGAGAUUAAGAAUCUGGUUCUGUCAGACUCAAAAGGACAUGACCUGGAGAAGGAGAUUGUUUGCAGAGUUACCUCAACGCACAGCAAACAGGUAUGGGUGUGGUCCAAGGCCAAGUUUGUGAACCGCAAAUUCCUGAUGGAAGAAAUUUACCAGAAACAUCUGGAGGAAAUGAAAGGACAAAAUACAGAAGAGGGCCUUUCCACUGCUGCCCUGCCCAGAGAGAAAGACCCUUUUUGGGAUCCGGUAGAACCACUGCUCCUUGGAACUGCACACCUCUGGCUUCAGUCUCUGGCCUUCCGCAUCCCUGUAGACGAGCAACUGGAGGUGCUUGGGUCUGAAGGUAGUGAGGAGGCCAUUCUACAAGCAAAACUGAUUCCUUGCACUCCUGAUGGAUUACCUCUGGGUGAAGAUGAAAUCCUCAUUGAACCGUCCGAGUUACUCGGCCGGCGACUUGACGUCCAGCUGGUUUUGGAACAAUGUUUUGGUCUGCACUGGAUCAGAGAGUCUCGCGACCGAGGCAUUCAGAUUGGUUUCCAUUUGUUCGACAGUGCAAGUCGUGUGUACACAGCUGCCGCAUGGCGCCACGUUAACCCCAUGCUACGCCACACAGUGCACUUUGCGUCCCUUAACGUCUCCCAGCAGCUACUAGACUACCUUCAGACCAGCGCUGUGCUCCUGGAGCUUUGGGGGCUUCAAGAGGGCUGCGCUAGCCUGGUGUCACCUUUGGAGAGAGCAAGAGGAAACACAGAAGGCAUCUUCAUCAUCGAUUUGAAUGGCAUGGCUGAUACGAAUCCUGCAGAUUGCUUAGAGCCAAACAGUUCACUGAGCAGACUUCAGAGGGAUCUUGAAGAGCAGAAAAGAGUCAACAACACUUUAAUGAAGGAGAACCAGCGUUUAAGAACACAGCUUAACGCGUCUCCCGUAGGUGGCGACAGUACGCGAAGUCGCUCGGUUCGCCCCAGUUGCGACGCCGAGUUCGCACGCUCGCUGAAGCGGUUCUACCACAGUAUGACCUCGGUCAGGGCUCAGCUGCAGAGUCUGCAAAGACGCAGGCCUUGCGAGUCCUGUGACCUGCUGGGACUGCGCCUCUUUGUGGAUGAGCAUAGCGGGAUGCUGAAGGACUUCUCGGAGAAUCUGGAACAAAGCGUAUCCGCCCUCAAACACGAUGUUGCUACCAUCGUUCGACGCAAGCGGGAAAGACUGGGAACCUGGUCAUGA